Molecule: messenger RNA, 874 nt
Organism: Metopolophium dirhodum (rose-grain aphid)
Lineage: Eukaryota; Metazoa; Arthropoda; Insecta; Hemiptera; Aphididae
Product: glutathione S-transferase 1-like
Exons: 6
Coding region: 1-846 (281 amino acids)
Biological process (GO): glutathione metabolic process
Molecular function (GO): glutathione transferase activity
Source: RefSeq, a predicted model, not a curated record
AUGGAGGAAACGGUGGAGGUCGUCGAGAAACGAAUUAAAUAUUAUUGUAGAACUGAGUUGAAAUUGUACUACACUCCUGGCAACCCGCCAUGCAGAUCCGUUUUGUUGACUGCCAAAGCUUUGGGUUUGGAAUUUAAUUUGAUACCUAUGGAUCUCUUCAAAAAAGAUCAAAUGAAACCAGAAUUUAUCAAGCUAAAUCCUCAACACACUUUACCUACACUGGUUCACGAUGAUUUUGUUUUAUGGGAGAGCCGUGCAAUCAUGGUGUACUUGGUUGAAAUGUACGGGAAAGACGAUAAUACACUGUUCCCCAAGGACACGAAAAAGCGAGCGCUGAUCAACCAAAGACUGCAGUAUGACUUGGGCACCUUGUACCAGACUUUUAUCGACCAAUACUACAUGUGGUUUUUUGAUGAUGUAAAAAAAACAGACGAAAAAGAGAUGAGACUCCACGAAGCACUCGGCUUUUUGGAAACCUUUCUGAAAUCUUCCGAUUGGGUUGCAGGCGAUUCAAUGACUUUGGCCGAUAUAUCUUUGGUAGCUUCUAUUUCAACCUUUGAGAUUUUUGAUGUUGAUUUGAAUAGAUACGAAAAAGUCUCUAAAUGGCUUCAAAGGUGCAAGACAAAAAUUGUGGGAUACGAAGAUAUCAAUCAAGUUGGAAUAGAUCGAUUCAAAGCCUUGGUAGACAAAAAAUUAGCAAACACAAGUGCACAAAAGGAACUAGUUACCAAGGAUGAAGUAUUAACAGCGAUUGAAGUACUAAGAAAAGCUGUAACAGCUAAGAUCAUAGAUGAAGAAUUCUCUGAAUCAAUAAAGAAAAUAGGUACAGCCGUGUCGGUUAAUUAGUCAUUUAAAAUAAUUGUAAUAACAUCUA